Molecule: messenger RNA, 1581 nt
Organism: Aspergillus costaricaensis CBS 115574
Lineage: Eukaryota; Fungi; Ascomycota; Eurotiomycetes; Eurotiales; Aspergillaceae
Exons: 2
Coding region: 1-1581 (526 amino acids)
Source: RefSeq, a predicted model, not a curated record
AUGGACUCGGAAGGUGCCCCAGAAUCUCAACAGGAGAGCUUGAUUUCUGGAAUAGGUAACCUGUCCAUAAAGACAGCCGCAGGCCAUUCUGAAGUCACGCAUCAGGCAAAUGGCGUGGCUCAUUCGUUGCCUGACUUAGAGGAGUCGGCUGCUCCCUACAAAGUCAUCUUGCAGACCGGCGACGUGAUCGUUGAAUACUUCGAUCCUGAAUCUGAUAUUGCAACACAAUCGGAGGCGCGCCAUCGUCGGUGGCGAGUCUCCAGCGAUGAUUUGACACAAAAUAGUCCGUAUUUUCGGGCCCUUCUUGACCCGCAUAAAUUCUCCGAGGGUCGUCAACUCAUGCAGCAGAAGAUGAUGCAUCAGAAGCUUCUGACUGACGAAACGGUGAACGCUGCGUCAUCCAACAUCCCGAAUGCAGAAGUGAGGUAUCUGCCCGUUGUGAUUCUCCCGAGCAAACAUGUCGCAUCGAGGCUUGGGUUGGAUGCCAUCAAACUUUUUCUGGAGAUCCUGUCCUUCAACUCCUUUGAAGAGGAACAGCAGUGUUCAUUUGAUGCGGAACUGAAGUUUUCGCCUGUGUCUCUGAUUGCAAGACUACUGGAGCUAGCGGACGCCUUCAACUCUCCGCAUGUCGUCCGGGAAUCUCUCAAGAGAGCCGGUUACGCUUAUGGGAAAGGGAAAUAUCAACCCUCCAAAUUUGAUUCUUCUUUACUGAAGCUGAGUGAGGAUCGCAUCCGGCAAACCAUCUUCGUAGCGCGGAUACUGGACGAGCCAGUCAUAUACAAAGUGAUGACCCAUGCCCUACUGGUUCUUGGCUCGAAAACUUGGGCAAACGGUGUCGAGCCUCCGGUUACUCCUACCCACCCCUGGCGCUUUCUGCCUAACGAGGAGCUCUACUUCCGCCGACAAUGUGUUCUGAACACUAUUACCGACCUCCAAGCCUACUUCCUCCGGGUCUACGGCGCUUUAGAAGACCCCGAGCCCCCCAAACCUUUUGUCCCACGACAACCACUUGCACCAGCGAUCAACCAAGCGCGUCCCUUCCAAUGCCGCUACGGCUUUGGCAACUCCAGUGCCUGCGACGCCUUCCACCUAGGACAGAUGACCCGAUUCUUCUCUCUUCGCACGAAGACCAUCUUUCUCGGCUCGACCUUAAUUGAUCCUGAUUUCACCCUCGACUCAGACACUGACUCUACACCUGAACAACCACCGGCGCCUCCAUCAGAUAUAACAGCCAUCAUAGCUUCCCUCAAACAAUGUCCCGACUACCAAAUAGACCCAAACCACGUCGGCUGCGGCAUUCGCCGCCGCUUCCUCCCCCCACUGGAUUGCAUAGAACGCUUCGUCGGAGACGGACGAGGCCUCCUCGGAAUCGACUUCCACUCAUGGACCGGCCAGGAAUGGCCCUUUGCAACCUCGUCCUCAUGGGCUAACCGUACCCUUCCUCGCGCAAACGUCAUCGAUAUCCGUAUCUCUAAAUUGAGCGCUGUACAUGGAGGAAGCGGUGCUCGACUCUCAUUUACCUCUCAAGAAGAGAACGCCAGGUUACUAUUCACCGCGAAAAAGAGGAACUGGGAGGCUUAG